Molecule: messenger RNA, 550 nt
Organism: Camellia sinensis
Lineage: Eukaryota; Viridiplantae; Streptophyta; Magnoliopsida; Ericales; Theaceae
Source: RefSeq, a predicted model, not a curated record
GUGGAGUUGGUUAUGCAGGACACAAGCAUUCUUGGAGCAGAAAGCCACCCUCUUCAUCUCCACGGAUUCAAUUUCUUUGUUGUUGGACAAGGUUUCGGGAACUAUGACCCAAAUGAGGACCCGAAAAGCUUCAAUCUUGUUGACCCAAUUGAAAGGAACACGGUUGGUGUGCCCUCGGGUGGGUGGAUUGCGAUUCGGUUUCUAGCAGAUAACCCAGGUGUAUGGUUCAUGCAUUGUCACUUGGAAGUCCACACGAGUUGGGGAUUGAAGAUGGCUUGGCUUGUCUUAGAUGGAAAGCUUCCCAAUCAAAAGCUGCUUCCUCCACCGUCUGAUCUUCCCAAAUGUUAGAAUUUUCAUUUCAUCAUUAUCGCUUGCGAUGAUCAGAUGGCCAGCAGAAUUUUUUUUUUUUGGAAUUAAAUUUGAGAUUAUUUUGUUGAGAUAAUUGAAGGAAAGAAGAGUUGAGAAUUUCUUUUUUUGUAACACUCAAAUAUGGCUAUGCAAUGAUGCAACAAUAAUACGUUUGGAUUAUAUAUUGAGAUUUUUCAUUUUU